Messenger RNA from Nematolebias whitei (Rio pearlfish), 1287 nucleotides. Its product is annotated as transmembrane protein 184B-like. Gene Ontology annotation, molecular function: transporter activity. The record is from RefSeq and is a predicted model, not a curated record. Gene Ontology annotation, biological process: transport. The transcript is spliced from 9 exons. Bases 34 to 1287 code for a protein of 417 amino acids. Lineage: Eukaryota; Metazoa; Chordata; Actinopteri; Cyprinodontiformes; Rivulidae.
GAACCAGCGGCAGGUCGAACAGCUGCAGAGGAGAUGAAUCAGCUUCUGUGGCGAGACAAGCGCCUGGUGGAAAGGUUGGGAAACAGCUCUCCCAAUGUCCUCCCUCCAGGCUCCCCAGUCACCAUGGCCCCUCAAAGAUCCAACACCUCCUGGGCACCCGUGGAUCCAGUGGUCAGACCCGAGGAGCCAAUAUUCCUCAUGACGUCCACAGCUCAAACCAUAUCAGGGUUUUUUGUUUGGACCGCUCUUCUGAUCACAUGUCAUCAGAUCUACAUGCACCUGCGUUACUACAGCUCCCCAAACGAACAGAGACACAUAGUGAGGAUCCUCUUCAUAGUCCCCAUCUACGCCUUCGACUCCUGGCUCAGCCUUCUCUUCUUCACCAAUGAGGAGUAUUAUGUAUACUUUGACACGAUCCGAGACUGCUACGAAGCCUUUGUCAUCUACAACUUUCUGAGUCUGUGUUAUGAGUAUCUGGGAGGAGAGAGCGCCAUCAUGGCUGAAAUCAGAGGGAAAUCCAUUGAGUCAAGCUGCAUGUACGGGACCUGCUGUUUGUGGGGAAAGACCUACUCCAUCGGGUUCCUCAGGUUUUGUAAACAGGCAACUCUCCAGUUCUGCGUUGUCAAACCCCUGAUGGCAGUGAUCACUGUCAUUCUCCAGGCCUUCGGGAAAUACAAAGAUGGAGACUUCAAUGUGGCUAGUGGCUACCUGUACGUCACUAUUAUCUACAACGUCUCUGUCAGCCUGUCACUCUACGCUCUCUUCCUCUUCUACUUUGCUACACGUGAACUGCUCGUCCCUUACAACCCCGUACUCAAGUUCUUCAUGGUCAAGUCGGUCAUCUUUCUCUCCUUCUGGCAGGGGAUGCUGCUGGCCAUCCUGGAGAAAUGUGGAGCGAUUCCUCAGAUUAACUCGGCCGACUUCUCUGUGGGUGAAGGGACGGUUGCCGCCGGCUACCAGAACUUCAUCAUUUGCAUCGAGAUGUUCUUCGCUGCCGUUGCUCUGCGCCACGCCUUCACUUACAAGGUCUACAUGGACAAAAGGCUGGACUCGUACGGUCGCUGCGCCCCGAUGAAGAGCAUCUCCAGCAGCCUGAAGGAGACCAUGAAUCCAGGGGAUAUGGUCCAGGACGCCAUCCAUAACUUCUCCCCAGCCUAUCAGCAGUACACCCAGCAGUCCACGCUGGAGCGGGGCGGGGGGCCGUCCCUGUCCCGCAGCCACAGUAACCUCAGCACCCGCGGAGACAACGAGAAAACCCUGCUGCUCAGCUCUGACGACGAGUUCUGA